Molecule: messenger RNA, 768 nt
Organism: Stegodyphus dumicola
Lineage: Eukaryota; Metazoa; Arthropoda; Arachnida; Araneae; Eresidae
Source: RefSeq, a predicted model, not a curated record
AUGGUCACAAAUGGGGGCUUACUUAACCCCCAUAUUCAAAAGGUAUUGUACACGACAGUCAUCGAGAAGAUAGUGACGUAUGCUGCCGCAGUAUGGGCCUACCCAAUGCAAGGAAGGAAGGUCAGACAUCUUAACAGCAUACAACGACCAUUCGCAUUGGGAAUCACACGGGCCUACCGCACCACCUCCACCGAUGCCAUUAACGUACUUGCUGGUCUCCUUCCCCUGCACAUCCGGGUUGAGGAGGAGGCAGCACGCCAACACAUUUUGCAACUUAAGAAGGCAGUUACUUUUGACGAUGAAACAUACUACCCGGAUGAGUACGAAACAAACUUCUGCCCUCUUGACGUCCACCCGGCAGAGAAAGGCAAAGGGAUACUUAUCUCAAUUAAUCCCACUGCAACUCAUCACUCAAGGGAAAUGACCAUCUAUACAGACGGGUCUAGAUUGGACGAAAGAGUGGGAUGCGCCUAUGUCGCCACGAAACAAGACAACGCAAUCGAGAAAUGGAAGGGACAGUUAAGACAACAUAACAGUGUCUUUCAAAGCGAAGCAGUGGCAAUUGCACAAGCGAUUCGCUACCUGCACUCGCACCAGCAUAGCCAUGUCACCAUUAAAACGGACAGCUUAUCAUCGUUAUAUGCCAUUUGGAAUGCAGAUCAUCCCUCGGAGAUUAUACAGGGAAUCCAGAGAGAUCUUAGAAGUAACCCCCCAGUACCGCACAAAAUUAGAGUGGAUAAAGGCUCAUGUUGGCCACUAUGGCAAUGA